AUGACUAACUCAGGCAAAGUACCGGAAUUGACAAAUAUAGAUGAUAUAGCAAAUAUAUUGAACCAAAAUGGAUUAUUUACCAGUGAAGAAAUACGCUCUGAUCCUACUCUUAAUAAUACUAUAGAAAAACUUCCAUCUGUUUCCACUACAAAUACUUUCUCUGAGAUCAAUAAUAAUAAUAAUAAUAAUAAUAAUAAUAAUAAUAAUGCUCAAAACAAUAUAGAUAAAUCUACCACUUCAAGUGUCAUUGAAGAUAUUAUAAAUCCUUCUUUGGAUCCAAAUGAUAAUAAUAGUAAGCAUGCCACUAACAUGCCUUCUCCUGUAAAAGAUCUAAUACGCAGAACGAAUAGUCCGUUAGGUAGAUAUAGUAUCCCAAAUUAUAAUCAUAAUCAUACAUUUACUUCAAAUCCUAUUGAUACAACAGGAGCUACUUCUUCAAACAAUAAUAUUAACAAUUUUAAUGAUCUUCUUCCCAAUCUGAAUACCAAUAAUAAUAGUAAUAACAACAAUGGCAAUAUACCUAUGUCUCCAUCAUCCCAUUUACCCUCUUUUAAUUCAGGUGAAUUAUUAUCUUCAAAGAUUCUUUCAAAUCCUUCCAAUAUGCCAUUACAACAACAACAACAACAACAACAACAACAGUCUAAUUAUAUUAUUCCAGUAUUAUCUAAUAGCAAAACAAACAAGAAUAUUAGUCCAACAACCACUAAUAAUAAUAAUAAUAAAAAUAAUACUAUCAAUACAUCAGGACGACCUCAAAAUCAAAAUCAAAAUCAAAGUCCGAAAUCAAGACCUGCUUUCGUAAAUAAAGUUUGGAGCAUGAUUAAUGAUCCAGUGAAUAAAGGAUUAAUCAAUUGGUCGGAUGAUGGUCGUUCAUUUAUCGUUCAAAAUAGAGAGAAUUUCGUUCAUGAAGUUUUACCGAAAUAUUUUAAACAUUCCAAUUUUGCAUCAUUUGUCAGACAAUUAAAUAUGUACGGUUGGCAUAAAGUUCAAGAUGCUAAAUCAAAUUCAAUUUUAACAACAGCAGAUGAUAGAUGGCAAUUUGAAAAUAAAUUCUUCAUUAAAGAUAGAGAAGAUUUAUUAAUUAAUAUAGUCAGACAAAAAAAUACCCAAAAUAAUACAGCUAAUAAUCAUAAUAAUAAUAAUAAUAAUAUCCAAUACACCACACCACAAUAUAAUAAUAAUAAUAAUAAUAAUAAUAAUAGCGCUAUAUCGUUCCAAAAUUUAUACGGUAAACAACCAUUACAAUUAACAAAUAAACCUCAUCAAGAUAAUGAUAACAUGACUGGGCAUGAUCAAAAUCGAGCCUCACACCCAUUACAAAUAGACACAUCAUUUGUAUUGAAUGAAAUAAAUCAAAUUAAAUACAACCAAAUUGCCAUCUCGAAGGAUAUAAUGAGGAUUAAUAAAGAUAAUGAAAUGUUAUGGAAGGAAAAUUUAAUUACAAGAGAAAGGUACAGAAAUCAACAACAAAUCUUGGAGAAAAUUUUCAGAUUUUUAACCUCCAUGGCUCCACAACAUAUUGAUCAAAAAUUAAUUAUGGACAAUAUUUUGAAUACAAAUACCGGUGGUAUAAAUGGAAUCAGUAAUUAUAAUAAUGAUGGUACUAAUACUAAUGACUCCUUAUCGCCAUCAUCGUCGAGUAUUACAAUAAAUCCUAUAUAUACAAAUAAAAUGAAUCAAUCUAUGGAAACCAUUCAUCAUGAUAAUAGUAAUAACGAUCUUACUAAUAAUAAUCAAAAUGAACUCGAUUCAAAUAAUAAUGGAAUCAAUGGCAAUAAUGAUGCAUCAUUUUUUGAUGAAUUUUUCAAUGCGUUCAAUACUACUAGUGGAACAGCAGCCGCAGGGCCAAAUGGAACAACCACCACAACAAAUGGACCAAUUUCAAGACCAAGGUAUCUAUUGAAAAAUAAGGCUAAUUCUUCUAAUGGUUCAUCUGUUGUCUCUACUCCAUAUAAGAAUAAUAAUAGUAAUAAUGAUACUACUAGAAUAUCAGAAAUCCCCUAUGAUGCAGAUGAUGAUAAAGAAAAAGAAGAAGAAGUAGACAGAAGUAUACAUGGACGAGUAAUAGAACAACGAGAUGAAAACGCAAAUAAUAAUAACGGCAAUACUGUGUUCAAUAGAUUACAAAAUGCAAUCAGUGAUCAAGAUGAAAAAAUUCAUUAUUUAGAAGAUUUAGUUCAUCACAUUGAUGGUUCGAUGAAUGUUGGCAACAACAAUCAAAUGACUAACGAUCAUCAUACGGUUACGAACAAAAACGAUUUUGAUCUACAAGAUUAUUUUGAAGGGGCCCAUGAUAAUGUCAGUACACCUGGUGGAUUGACACCAUUAUUGACAGAAAUUCACACUGGUACGCAACCUCAUACUCAUACUGAUACUGAUAAUACUCAUGAUUUAAUGACACCUAUAUUUGCACCAUCUCCUACGAUGACUACUUACAAUAAUCAUAAUAUGUCACAAUUUGUUGAGAAUGGUGCCACAAACAACAGUAAUUAUAAUAAUGAUCUCAAACGUAAUUACGAUUCAUUAAUUGACGAAGUAUCCAUGAGAAGUCCCAUCAUUGAAGAAUUAAAUAGCUCCACAUCAGAGACAUCUCCCGCAUCAUUAUCAGCAUAUCAGCAUAGUCCUAACACUUAUCAAGAGGCAGCAACACGACAAUCACAACAGACCUCACCACACGGAAUUACAAAUACGGCCAAUAAACGUAGUCGUCGAGCAUAA
Naumovozyma dairenensis CBS 421 is the source of this 2718-nucleotide messenger RNA. It is a transcript of the gene HSF1, whose product is annotated as stress-responsive transcription factor HSF1. The record is from RefSeq and is a predicted model, not a curated record. NCBI's taxonomy places the organism in Eukaryota, Fungi, Ascomycota, Saccharomycetes, Saccharomycetales, Saccharomycetaceae. Gene Ontology annotation, molecular function: sequence-specific DNA binding; DNA-binding transcription factor activity. The transcript has a single exon. The coding region runs from base 1 to 2718 and encodes 905 amino acids. Gene Ontology annotation, biological process: regulation of DNA-templated transcription.